Molecule: messenger RNA, 6636 nt
Organism: Microtus ochrogaster (prairie vole)
Lineage: Eukaryota; Metazoa; Chordata; Mammalia; Rodentia; Cricetidae
Product: zinc finger protein 431-like
Exons: 1
Coding region: 242-2638 (798 amino acids)
Biological process (GO): regulation of cytokine production; regulation of immune system process; negative regulation of transcription by RNA polymerase II
Cellular component (GO): nucleoplasm
Molecular function (GO): DNA-binding transcription repressor activity, RNA polymerase II-specific; RNA polymerase II cis-regulatory region sequence-specific DNA binding
Source: RefSeq, a predicted model, not a curated record
UUGAACUCACAUAGAUCUACCUGCUUUUGCCUUCACAAUCCUGGGAUUAAAGACUUGUGCCAUACCACUUGGAUAGCAACACUCUUCAUAUGACCCUUCAGAGAGCCUCUUUCUCAAAGUUCUUUACUGCUCCAUCACCUAUUUGUCUUUGCUUCUCUAAGAUACAGUGUUUAGCUAAGAACAAGAAGGUAAUUUUUGUCUUUGAUAUAGUAAGAUUGAGGCACUUGUGAGCAUCCAUUUAAUGAUUGUGAAACACAAAAGGACUUUGGUAAGAACUCUGUCCCUGAGAAUUACUAGUUUACCCCUCUUAGGAAACUUAAGAAAAUAUAUUAUUCAAUUUCUUACUCUACCAUUAAUCCCUAUUAUCCCUAACUGCACUAAUUUUUCAGAGACCCAUCGCAUACAUGGUAAAUAUGAGACCAUCUUGGAUCAAGGCACAAAGGAUAUCCUGCACAAUCCUGAAAAUAUCCAAGAGAAGUUAUAUAUUUGUAAUAAGCUUGUCAGACUGAUUGAAUCCUUCCAUUGUAGACCUCAUAACACAAGUGAUACUGCAGAAAACAGCAAGUACAGAUCUGGUAACUAUGGAGAUACCGCUGUUGAAACAAUAAAUAUGAAGAGACACAAAAGUGGAAACACUCGAGAAAAUUCUUGCAAAAAUCAGGACUAUGUGAACUGUUUUAAUUUGUAUUACAACAUUAGCCAAAAUCAAAGAGUCAACAUAGGAAAGAAAGAACACAAAAAUAUAGCAUAUGAUAAAUCUUUUGACUCUAAACAUAAAACUAUGCUGAAACAAACCAAUAGAGCAAAAAUAGGAGACCAAAACAAGAACUCUGAAAAAUGCUCUAAGUUGGACUCAAACAUCAGUAGUCAUCAGAGAGCUCCUACAGAAGAGAAACUCCAUAAAUGUAUGAAAUGUGAUAAACCCUUUCAGCAGUUGUUCCAACUCAAAGUACAUUACAAUUUCAAGUGUAGUGAAAAACCCCACAAAUAUCUUAAAACUCCUCAGAGAAUUCAUAUAGGAAAGAAACCACACAAAUGUAGUGAAUGUGCCAAAUCAUUUAUGAGUACGUCAUAUUUUAGAAUACAUCAGAGAGUACAUAAAGAAGGGAAGAAACCUUACCAAUGUGGAGAAUGUGACAAAACCUUCAUCGAGAAAAACAGUCUUAGAAUUCAUCAGAGAAUUCAUACAGGAGAGAAACCUUACAAAUGUAGUCAAUGUGACAAAUCCUUUAUGUUUAAAGGCAGCAUAGUAGUUCACCAAAGAGUACAUACAGGAGAGAAACCUUACCAAUGUGGUGAAUGUCAGAAAUUCUUUACCCAGAAAAGUGGUCUUCGAACCCAUGAGAAAAUUCAUACAGGAGAAAAACCACACAAAUGUAGUGAAUGUGGCAAAUCAUUUCUGAGUGUGUCGUAUCUUAGAAUACAUCAAAGAAUACACACAGGAGAGAAACUUUACAAAUGUAGUCAAUGUGACAAAGCAUUUAUCCAGAAAGACUCUCUAAUAACUCACCAGAGAACUCAUACAGGGGAGAGACCUUACAAAUGUAGUGAAUGCGACAAAUCCUUUACCAGUAGGUCCUUUCUUAGAAGACAUCGGGAAAUACAUUUAGAAGAGAAACCUUACCAAUGUGGUGAAUGUGACAAAUCCUUUAAGGAGAAAAGCAGGCUUAAAACUCAUCAGAAAAUUCAUACAGGAGAGAAACCACACAAAUGUAGUGAAUGUGGCAAAUCAUUUGUGAGUAGAUCGUAUUUUAGAAUGCAUCAGAGAAUACACACAGGAGAGGAACUUUACAAAUGUAGUCAAUGUGACAAAUCAUUUGCCCUGAAAUGCAGUCUAGUAAGUCAUCAGAAAUUACAUACAGGUGAGAGACCUUAUAAAUGUAGUGAAUGUGACAAAUCAUUUUUCAAUAAGGCCGCCCAUAGAAUACAUCAGAGGACACAUACAGGAGAGAAACCUUACCAUUGUAGUGAAUGUGACAAAUCUUUUACACAAAAAGGCAGUCUUAAAACUCAUCAGAGAAUUCAUACAGGAGAGAAACCUUACAAAUGUAGUGAAUGUGAGAAAUCCUUUACCUAUGGCUCAGAAUUUAGGAAACAUCAGAGAUUUCAUACUGGUGAGACACUCUACAAAUGUUUUGAAUGUAACAUAUCAUUUACCCGUCGUGAAUUUCUUACAAUACAUCAGAGAAAGCAUACAGGAGAGAGACCUUACAAAUGUAGUGAAUGUGGCCUAUCAUUUAUGAGUAUCUCAUAUCUUAGAAGACAUCAGAGAAGCCUUACAGUUGAGAAACCUUAUAAAUGUAGUGAAUGUAACAAACUUUUUUCCCAGAAAUGCCAUCUUAAAACUCAUCAGAAAAUUCGUAUGUGGGAGAAUCCUUACAAAUGUAGUGAGUGUGGGAAAUCCUUUAACACUGACUUAUGUCUUAGAAGACAUCAGAAAGUUCAUACAGGUGAGAAACCCUACAAGUGCUAUGAAUGUGACAAAUCCUUUACCUAUGGUUCAUCUCUUAGAACUCAUCAGAGAAUUCAUACAGGAGAGAAACCUCACCAAUGUAGUGAAUGUGACAAGUCCUUUUCGAGUAACUCGUAUCUUAGAAUACAUGAGAGAAACCAUACAAAAGAGAAAAAGUCCAAAUAAUAAUUAGUGACACAUCUUUUAUCCAACCUUAGAACACAUGAAAGAAUUCAUACCUGAGAGAAACCUUUCAAAUGCACUGUAUGAGGAAAAGUCUUUACUUGCCUUUCACAUGUAAGAAAACAUCUAAAAAUUCAUACUGGGGAGUAAAGAAACCAUUUGAAAUGAUGUGGCUUCUGCUUUCUCCAAUUUUUACUUCUUCAACCUGAAAUAAUUCAUAAUGAAGACAAAAUGGAGACGUCUGAAGCCCUGUCUUUGGUCUUGUGUAGCAACUUCCUAGGAACUCAGAUUAUCCAUUCUGAAGGAAAGCUGAUUAAGGCAGGAGAUAAGCUGUUCAAAAUAGCUUCAAGAUGAUGUGGGAUUGCCUUUUCUAUGCUGUGAAUGUUUUAUUACCAUUGGUUAAUAAAGAAGCUAUUUUGGCCUAUGGCAGGCAGAAUAGAGCUAGGCAGGAAAACUAAAGUGAAUGCCAGGAGAGUCAUGGAGACACCAUGUAUCUGCCAACAGAGAAAGAUACCAGAACCUACUGGUAGGCCACAACUUAUUGGUGGUACACAGAUUAAUAGAAAUGGGUUAAGAUGUAAGAGCUAGCUAGGAAUAUGCCUAAGCUAUUGGCAAACAGUGCUGUAAUUAAUAGUUUCUGUGUGAUUAUCCAGGUCUGGAUGGCCAGGAAACAAAUGAGCAUUCUCAGUUUAUAUCAAGGUAUCCCUGAAACUGACAGGAUUCAGUAUGUUUAACUGAAAUGUCAAAACUUAGACAUAAAUCAUGCAACUCAAGAUUGGUCAAACUGGACCAUCAAGAUAGGAUGCUCCUUAAUCUGUAUGUAUCCCUGUAGGUGUGCAGUAUGUUUCAGGUGUCCAAUAUUCAUAAGCUAUAUCACAUGCUCAUUUUGAGUUUGAGGAUUGCAACUACCUUUGUGUCCCCUGUGCUCUGAUAAGCAACUCUCCCCAUAUUCCUGCAACUCCCAAUAAAGCUCAUUGGUUUAGCAAGUUGAAUCUGUUUUCAGUUUCCAGUUGGGGUGAGUAGUUGGAUCUAUAUGUUGUAUCUCCCCAGGAAGUGUCUCAUAAAACAUAUAGUGAACCCAUUUAUUAAUUUGCCUUGAAAUUUGUAAGUGGGAAACUGAUAAUAGAGCCAUUCUGGGUUUUGACCUCAUUCAGAUUAUGAUCCUUUCAUUCGAGCUUCCCAAGAUAAAUGAAAACCCCAAAUUCUGAUUGUUUUAGGAACUGAGACACCACUUCCAUCUGUCUCCUGACAAGUCUACCCACAUGUUAGUAUGCCCACAUUCAACUACUUGGAAUUGUCUUAAGGGGUCACAGCAAUAGGAAAUUUGGUAGCACUGUAUUAGAGAGAAGGGAUUAGAGUUAACUAAAGUAAGGAAGAUUGUGCUCGAUCAUCCUGGAAUUAUUUCCAUGUUAGUACUUAAUCGUGGUAAGAAGGCCUUCACAGGAACGGAAUGUAUUCUUGGGUUGAGUCAGAGGGCUCUUCUCUUUGCAUUCAUUGAGGAGUAAGAGUGAAGUCUGCAAAAACGAAAAUUGAAAAAAAAAACAGUUGAAAACAUGUCAGUGGCAGAUACCAUCCAAACUGGGUUAUUUACUUGAAUAGACGCAUGUUACUUUUCCAUGAUUCAACCAAACUCUGGUGCCCCUCAGAACAAUCCUACCUGUGGAUAAAUACUAUAGUCUGUUGUGUGCUUGUGUAUUUCUGUAAUUUUAACACUCCAUUCUACAGGCCUUAAGAAAUUGAAUUUCUGGUCCUCAUAAAUUUUUUAUAAAAUACUAAUGUUCGCAUCCCAGUCUAUUCAUAAUGAACUGGAACUCAAUAAAUUGCUUCACUAAGAACUUAACUUCAGCUUUAUUUUCGUGUGUAAGUUCAUCCAGAGACCUAGAAUCUAAUUUCAAGAGCUCCUUCAUCUUGAUGACUUUAAGAUUGUUGACCGAAUACACCUCGGGUUUCUAGUUAGUAUCUUGAUAAAAUUUUUAACUUGUGCACAGUGAAGAGACUUCUCACAGUAAAGUACACAUUACACUAUUUUUCUUAUUCUGUAACCAUUCGUGAAGAGUUCUUAUGGUGGCAGCAAACAUGGUAAGGCUGUAUGAAAUGGCUCUACACAGCUGGUGUUGUGUAGCAGAGAAUAUGAAUAGAGUGGGACAGAUGCAAAUCAGUGGGGCAGGGGCAAUCACUAUAUCAGCAGGAUGAUGGCUAAUGCAGCAGGCGCUCUGUGCUAUUGGUACAUUCUUCAGCAUUUGUGGAGAAGCAUGAUAAAAGCCAGACCAUAGGAACCUAAGGCACAUUCCUAGAUGGAGUUUUAGAAGCUACAUUUUUAGAAAAAAAAAACGACUCAGACAAGAUCUUGUUUGGAAAGGGGAACCCUUUCAGGUCUAGGACACUGUUGGGCUAGCUGGAGAAGUCAUGAUUCUGCUGUGCUAUGGUUGGUAAUGGAAGAACAGCAGAAGGGAAAGCAAGGCUGAAAGCAGGUAUAUUGUACUGGACCAAAGUGUGAUCAGUUUCUUUCUCUGCUGAUGAGCAGGGGAUACAGGCUCUAAAAGUUCAGUUGUGGAUAACUUUAUUCCUGUUAGUAUACUUUAGAUUUUAUGAACUGGACUUUAUCAGUAUCCUUUUUAUUUAUCUUACAGAUACCAAUACAGUAGGAUAAUCUGGAAAAGGAUUUGCAUUAUCUCAUAUGAAACCGUGGUUAUGUUGUGGGAAUUACAAAGACCUUGUUUUAUACUAACCCAUGCCUUCUACCUCCACUGUUGUACCACUUGCCUGUUGGAGCAAGUGACCUUUGUUCUUAGAGAUUAGGCAUAAAUGGAAAGGUAUUUGGAAAUUAGUUUCAUGUGGAACCAGGGCAUUUGAUCAAAUCACAAGGCAAAAAAGUACAUCAUACUUUCUGAUUCAAUCAAAUAUAUAAAUGAAAGUAUAAUGUACUUAUUGAGUCACAAUAUUGGCUGAUAACAUUAGCAUUUACUAAGCAACUCUUUACUCCACAUUAACUUUCCCUCUGAGAUGUAUGCUCUCGAAUGUAAAUAGUGCAUUCAGAAAUGUGUCUUCAAAUACUAAGUUCUUAAUAUUACAUUUGAGACUCUGGAAAAGCACAAUAUGUUUCCUUUGAGAGAAAAUCGGGCCACACUGUAUUUACAUUUAUAAAAUGCAUACAGAUUAAGACAAAAUUAGAAUUCAUUUUGUUAAAAAUGCUAAUCACUAAACUACAUGAAAUUCACUGUCUCUUAUAUUGUUGAUCCAUAAAAAGCACUCAUCCCAAGGCCAAAUUGGCUUGAUGUUUGGUGCUGGCUUUGCUUUACUGAAUAAAUAUAUUAUUCUAUUGCUCUUGCUAUGCUUGCGUUACAAGUCCUCCAGAUAACACCAGAAGUUCGAGUUUGUAUGCAAAAUAAAAGAGCUUUUAUUGCAAACUAGAGUUUGGGCUCUCUGUGUGUUCUGACACAGCAGUUGGAUCAGGGACAGCAUUGAGCUCAGCUAUGGUAGGCUUCUUAAGGAGUAAAGGAUUUGGGAGGGGGUAGGUGAAUUCCAGAUACAGACCAGACAGUGGUUCAACUCCUGAUUGGGACAGGAGAGAGGUAGCAGAAGUCUUGUCAAACAGGGUUUGGUACUGGUGAUGCAGCAAGGAAAUUGGUAACCUAUAAACAAGUUUAGGUUAUCUAUUUUUAAUACUCUAGAGCAUCUAGUACUUGUUUGUCUUCAUUCUGAUUGGUUUCUCACAGGGUACAGUUUGUGGUUUUUCCUGGUUAUUUUAAGGAUGAGGCGUAGUCUCAAUAUUGUUAGUCUGCAGCAUGUCAUGGCUGUGCUCAUGUUAAGUUAGACUUCUUCAUCCCCCCUUCACCUCUAAUUAAUGGGUCUUCUGCAGGAAGAGCUAGACAAUCACACAUUACCCCUUUCCUGCAUUUAGGACAUUAUCAUGAAUGUAUAGGGUCAACCCAGAUGAAGGCCCAUCAUCCAGAUGAGCAGCUUAAUGAGUUUUAUUUUGCAUGGGCAGGGUUUUUCUUUUA